AUGAUCUACAUGGCGUGCGCGCUGUUAUUCGACGGCCUCGUGCGCAUGUCUGAAGGACUGGGUUUUGACUUCUUCCUCGCGUUCACCCUCACCUCGGCGACGGAAAUACCGUCCAUGACUUUGCUCGUGAUUUUACUCGACAGGUGGGGUAGAAGAAAAUUAACAGUUGGUCCUAUAGCCUUUGCUGGAACUUUUACGUUUAUUGCAGCAUUUAUGUCAAAAGGGCUGCCGCAAGUGAUCCUGGCGAUAGUGGCGCGGUUCGCGGUGAACAUGGCGUACGGUGCGGUGGUGCAGUGGUCCGCUGAGCUGGUGCCUACGGGCGCGCGCGCCUCCGGCUCCUCACUGGUGCACGUCAGCGGCUACGUCGCCACCAUGCUGUCGCCCUUCAUCGUCUACUCGGAACGAUUCUGGCAACCGCUGCCGCUGCUGCUGCUGGGCGCGGCGGGGCUGCUGGUGAGUGGCUUCGGCCUGCUGCUGCCCGAGACCAAGGGCCGCACCAUGCCGCAGACUAUCUACGAGGCUGAGAGAUUAGUCACCGCGCACACCUUAUGCGGAAAAGCCGAAGAUGCUGAAAUUGACGGGAACGAAGACGAUUUGAAUAAUGAGAAACAGAAAGCUCUCAUUACGUAA
Messenger RNA from Parnassius apollo (apollo), 630 nucleotides. The record is from the annotation of a GenBank genome assembly. Lineage: Eukaryota; Metazoa; Arthropoda; Insecta; Lepidoptera; Papilionidae.